AUGUAUUCCAUUCGAAACCUUCCAUCCAUGAGGCAUCGUGAGCAGCAGGAGGAAGACGGGGUUGAAGAUAUGACACAACUUGAAGAACUCAGCGAAUUAGCAGUGCUGUACAAUCUAAGGAAGCGGUUUGAGCGAGAAUUAAUAUAUACAUACAUCGGAAGCAUUCUGCUCUCGGUCAACCCAUACAAGAUGUAUAAUAUAUAUGGGACUGACAUGGUGUUACAGUAUGAAGGAAGGGCCCUCGGUGAAAACCCCCCGCAUCUCUUUGCUAUUGCAAGUAUCGCUUACACAAGAAUGAUGGAUGCCAAACACAACCAGUGCAUUAUUAUCAGUGGUGAAAGUGGUUCAGGAAAAACAGAAGCCACAAAACUGGUUUUGCGUUACUUAGCUGCAAUAAACCACAAGAGAAACGUAACACAGCAGAUUCUUGAAGCAACUCCCCUAUUAGAAUCAUUUGGAAAUGCCAAAACAGUCCGAAAUGACAAUUCCAGCAGGUUUGGAAAAUAUGUGGAGAUCUUUUUGGAAGAAGGUGUGAUUUGUGGUGCCAUAACCUCACAGUACCUUCUGGAGAAGUCUCGGAUUGUGUUUCAGGCCAAAAAUGAAAGAAAUUAUCACAUAUUCUAUGAAAUGCUAGCUGGUCUUCCUGGUCAACAAAAGCAGAAGUACCAGCUCCAGGAUGCAGAUACAUACUACUACCUGAACCAGGGUGGGAACUGUGAAAUUCCAGGAAAAAAUGAUUCUGACGAUUUCAGGCGGCUACUCAGUGCAAUGGAAGUCCUUAAUUUCAGUGCAGAUGACCAGAAUAGCAUCUUCCGAAUUCUGUCUUCCAUCCUUCACAUUGGGAAUAUCUACUUUGAGAAAUAUGAGGCAGACUCCCAGGAGCUUGCUUCAAUCAUCAGUGCCCGUGAGAUCCGUGUUGUGGCUGAACUGUUACAGAUCUCCCAGGAAGGCCUGCAGAAGGCCAUCACCUACAAAGUAACAGAAACCAUGAGAGAAAAAAUCUUCACCCCACUUAGUGUGGAAAGUGCCGUGGAUGCCAGAGAUGCAAUUGCCAAGAUCCUGUAUUCCCUGCUCUUCAGCUGGCUUACUGAUCGGAUAAACCAGCUGGUAUACCCAAAGCAAGAAGCCCUGUCUAUUGCAAUCCUGGAUAUAUAUGGGUUUGAGGACCUUUCAUUUAACAGCUUUGAACAACUGUGCAUCAAUUAUGCAAAUGAGUAUCUACAGUUCCUGUUCAACAAGAUUGUCUUUAAGGAAGAACAGGCAGAAUAUAUUCGAGAGCAGAUUGAAUGGAAUGAGAUCACAUUCACUGACAACCAGCCUUGUAUCGACCUCAUUGCUCAAAAGCCUUAUGGAAUACUCCGGAUACUAGAUGACCAAAGCUGCUUCCCUCAGGCAACAGAUCACACAUUUCUGCAGAAGUGUCAUUAUCACCACAGCUCGUGCCCAUUAUACUAUAAGCCAAAGAUGCCUCUGCCUGAAUUUACAGUCAAGCACUAUGCUGGAAAGGUCACCUACCAGGUCCACAAGUUCUUGGAUAAGAACCAUGAUCAAGUCAGACAAGAUGUUCUAGACCUGUUUGUCAAUAGCAAAAUGAAGAUGGUAGCUAGCCUUUUCUUCACCCACGCCCAAGUCCUGUCUCAGAAGAAGACUACAGUGGGGAAAAAUAGCACAGUUACUCACCGUUACCAAGCACCAACAGUAGCAGCAAAAUUUCAACAGUCUCUCAUGGAACUAAUAGACAAAAUGGAACAGUGCAAUCCUUUCUUUGUUCGCUGUAUCAAGCCAAAUCAUAAAAAGGAGCCUGGUUUGUUUGAGAUGGAGGCAGUCAGCCUACAGCUCCGCUACCUGGGGAUCAUGGAGACAAUACGUAUUCGAAAGGAAGGAUUUCCAGUUAGAAUCCCAUUCCAAAACUUUAUCAACAGGUACAAGACCAUUGCUGGCAUAAAGCAACAUCUUGAGGUGGAUGGGGAGAACUGUGUAUUGGUGCUGAAGAGUCUUUGUCCUAUCAACCAAGGAAUGUUCUAUGUUGGAGUCACUAAGCUUUUCCUAAAAGAACACUUAUACCAGCUGCUAGAAAGUAAACGAGAUCGGGUCAUGCAUCUCGCUGCAUUAACCCUUCAGCGAUAUACACGUGGCUUCUUCAUAAAGAAACGUUUUCGUUCACUGCGCAAAAAGGUCGUCAAGAUACAGGCUCAGUCACGAGGAUUUCUUGCCAGGCAACGGUACAAGAAGAUGAGGAAAUGCCUGGUCACAUUCAGGUCGCUAGUCCACAUUUACAUAAAUCGCCGACGGUACAUUAAGCGACAGGAAGAGGCUCGGAUGGCAGCUGAGGAGGAACAGAAGAAAAUUGAAAGAGAGCUGACAAAAAGAGAGGUUGUGAAUGUCAGUCACCUAGAAAUCCCGGCUGAUCUAUCAGGACUGCUGCAGGUUACAGCAGUCCACAAAACUGCCAAUGCUGACUGUGUCACUCAGGUUCAAGCCCCAAAAGUACAGUCCAAUUCUGCAUUAACUUUGCCUCUUGAUAUCAACAAUUACCCCAUGUCAAAGUAUGUACGCAUUCACUUCAAGGAACCUUAUUUUGGGAUGCUUACAGUGCCACUGGAGACCCCUUUAACCCAUGUAGAAGAAAAUCUGAAACAGGAAGCUGUAAAUGUGUUUAAACUGGUGCUAAGGUUUAUGGGUGACCCCCACCUCAAUGGGGCUCAGGAAAAUUUAUUUGGGAACUACAUCAUUCAGAAAGGUCUGUCUAAUGUUGGCCUCAGAGAUGAGAUUCUUGCUCAAAUAGCCAAUCAGGUGUGGAAGAGCACCAAUGUCAACAAUGCAGAGCGUGGCUGGUUCUUACUGGCCUCCUGUCUGAGUGGAUUUGCACCAUCUCCAAAGCUGGACAAAUACCUUCUUAAGUUUGUUUCUGAUCAUGCCCACAAUGGAUACAAAUCAGUUUGUCAGCAUAGACUGAUACAGGCAAUGCAAAAAUCCCAGUCUGAUCCUGAAUCAUGUCGGACUUAUCCCCCAUCUCUGUUGGAAUGGACAACAAACAGAGAGAGAGCUAGCAUGGCUCUAUAUGUUGACACCUUUGAUGGUCAACAGCUUUGCUGUCCUGUACAUUCCUGGACAACAGGAGAAGAAAUAGCAGGAGAUCUGUUAAGGCACAGAGGUGUAACAGAGGGCUGGAGAGGUUGGUGUGUCUCCAUGAAGGACGGAAACCAAUGGGCAGAGCUUGCUGGACAUGAUUACAUCCUUGAUCUAAUCUCAGACCUGGAAUUACUUAAGGACUUUCCCAAGCAGAAAUCAUAUUUCAUUAUUGCAUCAGAGAGACAUGCCAGGAACAAGAGGAAUGCAAACAUCAGUGUGUUUGGAAGUGGGUUUGAUUCUGAUGAUGACAGCCCUUCAGCUCCAGCAUAUAAAGCUGCCACAGUGCCUUCCUCCAGCCACCUGGAUUCAGAUGGUUACUACAGUCAUGAUUCUGACACCUAUGUUGAAGCUCGCUCUCAGAAAGGCCUUGAUAACUACCUUGACAGUUUGUUUGAUCCUGUACUGUCUUACGGAAAUGGAGAACUUGAGAAGCCAUCAACAUUGUCUUUCAAGAUGAAGGGUGGUGGCAAGGUGGGAGAUGGAAGUAGUAACGGAGAGCAGGCCAGUGUCAAUGCACCUGCAAAUAUUUCUUCUGGAACCCAGGCAGCAGAACCUGUGGUAUCACCAAUGAGAGGGCUAGCAGGAAUGCAAACCAGUCCUACAGCAGCAGCUUUAGCGAACUUGCAAGGUCUUGAUCAGUCCAUUCUAGCACAGCAACAAGCUUUCAUUAACCAACAAGCCUAUUUCCUGGCUCAACAGAUGACCAUGCAAGCCAUGGCUUUGCAACAGCAAAUGAACAACCCCUCUAGUACGACUCCAGUCACCAUUCCAAAGCCUUCAGUCAAAGGAUCCCCAAAAACCGCAGCCUCAAACCAGACAGUACCUCCUACUGAACCAAAGCCUAUGGAACCAGUGUCAGCUCAGAGUAAGAGUGCUGCUGAAGCUGGACCAAAGUCUGAUGUGUCACCUACUACUCCAAAAGUGAAGUCUUCCUUCCAGAAGAGCAGUAAGCUGUAUGCCCGUGUGAAUGAGCUGGCCAGCCGGUUAGCUCCUCCCAAGAUGCAUGUCUCUGAUGAAAUGCUCUAUCCCUCUCAUAACUCUGCACCUCAGCCUGCUUUAACACUACGACUGCCUGGUCCUCAUUAUUUCAAGCUGGGGUGGACUCUUCCAGGGCUCGUUCAUUCUGUUGCAAAGCAAAACAAUUCUGAUAAAGAUGAAGCUCCAGCUCCAGCUGUGCCUUCAAAACCACCAGCUUCACGGGAAGAUGUCAUUCGCCACACCACUCUGAACUCGGAGCACUUUCCAGAGCCGACCCAUAACAUUAAGGACAUCAUCAAACAGUAUCAGCAGCCAAUCAUUGUAAAAGGCAUGGAGCCAGUCAGGAGAGAAGGUGGGAAGGUGUUUAUGAAAAAGCAAGACCCCCAUGAACAGGCCAUGAUGAUCUUAAAGGGACAAAUGCCUGCACCACCUCCUCAGCCACCAAAGGAGACUGUUGCCAUGGUAAAGCCAGUUAGCAGUACCAAAGUCAAGAAACCUUCACCACCAGUGCCUGCUGGAUCCGCCAGGCCACCUGCAGCACCACCAGUUGCAAUCUCUCGUGAGCUGCUCCCGGAUGAUGAAAAAGUACAGACGCAGUUACACAGACAAUAUAGUGAAGAAUACUACACAUACACCAAUGUUCCAUGGAAAAUAUACAUCAGAAAAGAGGUGUUCUAUCCAAAGGAUAGCUUCAACAACCCAUUAGUGCUGGAUCUUAUUUUUAAGCAGAUCAUCACUGACACCUUCUCUGAGGCCUGCAUCAGAAUAACUAAAGAAGAACGAAUGAAGAUGAAAACGCUGCUUGCAGAGAACAAGGUGGAACGUUCUACUGAUGUAAAAGAUGAAACCAUAAAGAAAGAAAUUGUAACUGCUGCUCGGGACAGCUGGGAAGUUUAUUUUUCACGCCUGUUUCCUGCCACUGGUAGUGUUGGUACUGGCAUUCAGAUUCUCGGAGUAUCACAUGUUGGAAUUAAGCUGCUCAAACUGGUUAAGAGUAGUGGAAACUCCCCAGAACACCUCCGUGUCCUCCGAAGCUACAGUUAUGCAGAUAUCAUGUUUGUGACCAUCCCCUCCAAGAACAUGCUGGAAUUUAACCUGACAAAUGAAAAGCUCAUCUUGUUCUCAUCCAAAGCCCCGCAGAUUAAGAACAUGCUGGAUUACUUUCUAACCGAGCUAAAGAAGGACUCAAAUUAUGUCGUUGCAAUUCGGAAUUACAUUACAGAUGACAGAAGCCUGCUGAGCUUUCACAAAGGGGAUAUAAUCCGUCUACAGCCAAUGGAGGGCCUGGAUCAAGGGUACAGCUAUGGAUAUAUUGUCAGGAAGAGGGUCAUGUACCUAGAAGAACUCAAGAGAGGCUCAAUGGAUUUUGGCUGGAAGUUUGGAGCGAUCCAUGGAAGAUCUGGACUUUUCCCUGCUGAGUAUGUACAGCCUGUAGCAGCACCAGAUUUCAUCAACUUGCCUAUUGAUAAGAAAGAGGAACCACGAGAUAAGCAGGGGAGGGUGGCCGCAUCAGCAGCUGUGGCCGUAGCUGUGGCUUCAACGAUGGCAGCUCAGGAACUUGAUCGAAAAAUAGAGGUAUCCUCAGCAGCAAGUGAGUAUGCUGACAGUGUAGAGGAGUUUGUUGGAGAAGCAGGUGAUGACAGCCCAUUGCCAGACAGCCAAUAUACUAUGGUGGAAUUUGCCAAGAAAUAUUUCCGUGAAGCAAACCGUAAAAAACAUGAUUCUUACAAGCAGAAAUCAAAGAAAGGAAAAGAGGUUAAGGAUCCGGCUGAGAUGCUGAAGUAUGUGAAAUCUCAAAUCCAGGAGUCCCUUAUAGAGUUCAGCGAUGAAAACAUGAACAAAGUUGCAGCAGAGACCUUCUUAGCAAUAAUGAAAUUCAUGGGGGACUACCCACUGAAGGGGCAGACUGAGCAAGAUACCGUCUACACCAUUCUUAAGCUGUGUGGAGAACAUGAGGUGAUGAAAGAUGAAGCUUACUGCCAGAUUAUCAAACAGAUUACGGAAAAUACCAGCUCCAAAACUGACAGCUGCCAGAAAGGAUGGAGACUUCUCUACAUCCUGUCUUCCUACUAUAAAUGCUCUGAAGUUCUUAAGCCCUAUCUGUUACGAUUUCUACAAGAAAUCUGCAGGAGCCCUGGUAUCCAGUUUCAAGGAAUUGCAAAAGCUUGUGAACAGAACCUCAGAAAGACAAUUCAUUUUGGAGGGAGAAAGGAAUUUCCUGCGGCAAUGGAGCUCAAGGCUAUGGUGGCUGGAAGAAGUGCAAAGCGCCAGCUAUUUCUUCUGCCCGGUGCAAUUGAGAGACAUCUCAAAAUAAAAACAUGCACGGUGGCACUAGAUGUUAUCGAGGAGCUGUGUUAUGAAAUGGCAUUACACCGACCAGAAGCGUUAGAUGAAUAUGCCAUUUUUGCAGUUACCAACAGAGGUCAGAAUGUCCGUCCACUAAGCAAAAGAGAAUACAUCCUAGAUGUUGCCACAGAGAUAGAGCAGGUGGACAGUAACUUCAUGUUCUGGUUCCGACGUGUAAUCUGGUCUCAGUCACUCAGAUUUGAGAAUGAGCUGUUUGUCACGAUGCACUACAACCAGGUACUCCCUGACUAUUUGAAGGGACUCCUUAACAUUAUACCUCGCGGAAAGGCCAGUGAUCCCCAACUGCAGCAGAUAUCCAAGCUAACAGCACUACAGCAUCGGGCCAAGGACAGCGUCUACUUGCCAACCAUACGUGAAGUACAGGAGUAUAUCCCCUCUCAGUUCUUCGCACAGCUACGACCUCAGCAGUGGAUGAAUAUUGUAAUGCAGCAUAUGCAACAGAUACAAGCAUUAAGCCCACACCAGGCCAGAGCCCAAUUCUUAGGUCUGGUGAGUGCCUUCCCGAUGUUUGGUUCCUCCUUCUUCUAUAUCCAGAGCUGUAGCAACAACACCAUUGUGUCUCCCUGCAUCUUGGCUGUCAAUCAGAAUGGCCUGAACUUCCUUAACAAAGAGACACAUGAAGUAACUAUGAAGUUCUCACUGAUAGAAGUUCAGUCGACACGGACACAGCAGCCUGAAGCUGGUUCCAGUUAUCCAUAUGUUGAAAUCAUGUUGGGAGAUCUGAUGUCACAAAGAAUAACCCAGCUUCAGCUUGAGCAGAGCCUGGAGCUAUGCAGGGUGAUAGCUAUGCACAUGGAGUGUCUUCUGUCUGCCCGUGAGAAACGACUUAUCCUGCCACCCAGUGAAAUUACUCUGCUUUAAACAGCAAGGACAGAUGUCUGUGUCUACUGCCUCCUAUUGUGAAACUGCCUUGUGGAUGCUUAGCAGAAAACUGGCAGAGCAACAUCAAGCCUCCUAGGCUGAAAAACAGGCAGACAUAUGGCGAGCGUUUAUAUCUUCUGUAAAGACAGUUGCAAUGUACUGAAAGUAGCACCUUUGAGGCGGUGAAAAGAUACAGUGUAAACUUUUUUUGCUAUAUGGAAAAUGUUCUGAACACUUAACAGGUACAAUCCACUGCCUUACUUUUUUUAUUAAAUCACAGUAUGUUUUGGUGUAUGUCUAUGCAUGUAUGUACAGUAUGUGUGUGUGUGUGUGUGUGUG
Protopterus annectens (West African lungfish) is the source of this 7677-nucleotide messenger RNA. RefSeq names its product myosin XVA (gene MYO15A). The coding region runs from base 1 to 7338 and encodes 2445 amino acids. Lineage: Eukaryota; Metazoa; Chordata; Ceratodontiformes; Protopteridae. The transcript has 65 exons. Gene Ontology annotation, cellular component: cytoskeleton; myosin complex. Gene Ontology annotation, molecular function: ATP binding; cytoskeletal motor activity; protein binding. The record is from RefSeq and is a predicted model, not a curated record.